AGCCAUUACAGAAGCUUAGCUGGUCGUUUUGCCUUGUGUUAUUGCAAAAUUUGCCGGUUCAUAUCAAUAAAUUAGUUUAAUGUUUCUCACACUGUGAAAUAUUCGAUUUAUUAGCUGACGAGCUGUUCGUGUUUAGUUGUUAAUGUGUGACAUAUAUCUGUAAGGAUGUCUACUACAGAGGAACCUAUUGAACAUCCUGAAAUGGGAGAAAAUUCGAGUGCGUCUUCGUCGGACACGGCAUCUAAAGGCGAAGAUUUCGAUACGAAAAUUGAAACGGAUCGUGGACGGAGAUUUGAUUAUUUGUUGAAACAAACAGAGAUUUUUUCCCAUUUUAUGAACCAGAAUAAAACACCUUCCAAGGUUAAAUCUGGACGACCCAAGAAGAUCAAGGAACCAGAUACCGUUAACGAUCAUCGUCAUCGUAAGACAGAACAAGAAGAAGAUGAAGAACUUUUAGCUGAAACAAAUACCAAAGCUAAACCUACAGUUCGUUUUGAUGCUUCGCCUUUUUAUAUAAAAAAUGGUGAAAUGAGGGAUUAUCAAGUUAGAGGUCUGAAUUGGAUGGUUUCUUUGUAUGAAAAUGGAAUCAACGGAAUAUUAGCUGAUGAGAUGGGUCUUGGUAAAACAUUACAGACCAUCUCCCUCCUAGGUUUUAUGAAGCAUUACAAAAACAUCCCUGGGCCUCACAUAGUUAUCGUUCCCAAAUCUACAUUGCAGAAUUGGAUGAACGAAUUUGAAAAAUGGUGUCCUUCUCUGCGCACUGUGUGUCUUAUUGGUCUCCAGGAAGAAAGAAAUGCGCUCAUUCGAGAUGUAAUGAUGCCGGGGGAGUGGGAUGUUUGUGUCACAUCUUACGAAAUGGUCUUGAAAGAAAAAUCUGUGUUCAAAAAGUUCAACUGGCGAUACAUGGUAAUCGACGAAGCUCACCGUAUUAAAAAUGAAAAAUCUAAACUGUCAGAAUAUCUCAGGGAAUUUAAAACGACGAAUCGUUUACUGCUGACAGGUACUCCCCUACAAAACAACCUCCACGAGUUGUGGGCCCUGUUAAAUUUCUUAUUACCGGACGUUUUCAAUUCGUCUGAGGAUUUCGAUGCUUGGUUCAAUACCAAUCAAUGUUUGGGCGAUAACCAACUCAUUGAACGUUUACAUGCUGUGCUCAAGCCUUUCUUGCUCAGAAGGUUGAAGUCUGAAGUGGAGAAAAGGUUGAAGCCAAAGAAGGAAAUAAAAGUUUACGUAGGUUUAAGUAAGAUGCAAAGAGAAUGGUACACGAAGGUACUGAUGAAAGACAUCGACGUUGUUAACGGAGCUGGAAAAGUAGAAAAAAUGAGGCUUCAAAACAUUCUUAUGCAACUGAGGAAAUGUACCAAUCACCCAUAUUUGUUCGAUGGAGCCGAACCUGGACCGCCCUACACAACCGAUGAACAUUUGGUUUAUAAUUGCGGUAAAAUGGUGAUAUUAGAUAAACUUUUACCGAAGUUGCAAGAACAGGAGUCCAGGGUUCUUAUAUUCUCUCAAAUGACCAGGAUGUUAGAUAUAUUGGAGGAUUAUUGCCAUUGGAGACAGUAUCAGUAUUGCCGUUUGGACGGUCAAACGCCCCACGAAGACAGACAGAGGCAGAUCAACGAGUACAAUGAGCCCAACAGCAAAAAAUUCAUUUUCAUGUUGUCGACUCGUGCGGGUGGUUUGGGUAUCAAUUUAGCCACUGCCGACGUCGUCAUUAUAUACGAUUCUGAUUGGAACCCGCAGAUGGACCUCCAGGCCAUGGACAGGGCCCAUCGUAUCGGUCAGAAGAAGCAAGUGAGAGUGUUUAGGUUCAUUACUGAAAACACUGUCGAAGAAAAAAUCGUAGAAAGGGCUGAGAUCAAACUUCGCCUGGAUAAACUCGUGAUACAGCAAGGAAGACUGCAAGAUUCCAAAGCGCAAAGUUUGAACAAAGACGAGAUGCUGAACAUGAUCAGACACGGUGCAAAUCACGUGUUUGCUUCUAAGGACUCUGAAAUAACGGACGAUGAUAUCGAUACCAUCUUGCAAAGAGGAGAAGAAAAGACGCAAGAAAUGAAGCAGAAGUUGGACUCCUUAGGCGAGUCCUCUCUACGUAACUUCACCGUGGACACGCCCAACGAACACUCGACGGUGUACCAUUUCGAAGGCGAGGAUUACAGGGAAAAACAGAAAUCGAUCGGUUUGAACACAUGGAUCGAACCCCCUAAACGAGAGAGGAAAGCUAAUUACGCAGUGGACGCUUAUUUCAGGGAGGCUCUGAGAGUGUCUGAACCGAAAGCGCCGAAGGCACCAAGACCGCCAAAACAGCCAAUAGUCCAAGACUUCCAAUUUUUCCCGCCUCGUCUAUUCGAGCUCCUCGACCAAGAGAUCUACUUCUACAGAAAGUCCCUGGGUUAUAAGGUCCCCAAGAACUUCGAGUUGGGACCGGAAGCGACGAAACAACAGAAAGAAGAACAGAGAAAGAUCGACGACUCCGAACCGUUGACCGAAGAAGAGCAACAGGAGAAAGAACAACUAUUGACCCAGGGUUUCACGAACUGGAGCAAGAGGGACUUCAAUCAGUUCAUAAAGGCCAACGAGAAGUAUGGCAGGGACGAUAUAGAGAAUAUAGGAAAGGAGGUGGAGGGAAAGACUCCCGAAGAAGUCAUGGAAUACUCUGCGGUGUUCUGGGAGCGUUGCCACGAGCUGCAGGACAUCGACAAGAUCAUGGCUCAGAUAGAAAGAGGAGAGGCUAAAAUCCAGAGACGGGCUGGUAUAAAAAGGGCGUUAGAGGCUAAAAUGGCGAGGUAUAGGGCCCCCUUCCACCAACUCCGCAUCUCCUACGGUACGAACAAGGGGAAGAACUACAUGGAAGAGGAAGAUCGUUUCCUAAUCUGCAUGUUGCACAAGUUGGGUUUCGAUCGGGAGAACGUCUACGAAGAACUGAGGGCUGCGCUCAGGGGUUCACCCCAGUUCCGGUUCGAUUGGUUCCUGAAGUCGCGAACGGCGAUGGAACUGCAGAGGAGGUGUAACACUCUGAUCACUCUGAUCGAGAGGGAGAACGCGGAGUUGGAAGAGAGGGAGAAGAACGAGAAGAAGAAGAAGAAUCCGAAGGUCGCGUCUUCUUCCGGUACGCCCACGCAGGUUCCGACUAAAACCGGACAGAAGAGGAAAAACGAUUCGAUGGGUGGCGUGCCGGAAAAGAAGAAGAAGAAAAAGUGAACGUUGACGAGUUUUAGUUGAAUUUUGUGAAACUUCAAAUUUGAAAUUUAUUUAUUCUGUGGAUCCUGAGCGUGUUAGAUUUAUUUACUUGAGUACAUUUGUUAUUAUUUUUUAAUAAAUGAAGAGUCGCGCAAA
Messenger RNA from Coccinella septempunctata (seven-spotted ladybird), 3336 nucleotides. Its product is annotated as chromatin-remodeling complex ATPase chain Iswi. The coding region runs from base 166 to 3201 and encodes 1011 amino acids. Gene Ontology annotation, molecular function: histone binding; ATP binding; nucleosome binding. The record is from RefSeq and is a predicted model, not a curated record. Gene Ontology annotation, biological process: nucleosome organization; regulation of transcription by RNA polymerase II. The transcript is spliced from 8 exons. Gene Ontology annotation, cellular component: nucleus; chromatin. NCBI's taxonomy places the organism in Eukaryota, Metazoa, Arthropoda, Insecta, Coleoptera, Coccinellidae.